Gadus chalcogrammus (walleye pollock) is the source of this 2571-nucleotide messenger RNA. RefSeq names its product regulator of G-protein signaling 5-like. The record is from RefSeq and is a predicted model, not a curated record. NCBI's taxonomy places the organism in Eukaryota, Metazoa, Chordata, Actinopteri, Gadiformes, Gadidae. The transcript has 4 exons. The coding region runs from base 212 to 652 and encodes 146 amino acids.
GUAUGGUGGAGAGGCACAGAGGCAGAAGCCAAGGCUGACAACAAGAACGUAUCCACGGUUCUAUCAAGGGUUGCUGAGCACGCAUUAGGAUCUCCACAGCAACUUAGCUCUUUCAGACGGGAAUAUAUCCUAUCCAGCUUUUUACUUUAAUUCUUUCAUUUUUUUGCUUAAAGAAAACCGAUGUUCAGGCACUGGUGUCCGUGAGGCGAAGAUGUCGGAGCGAGCUAUGGAACUGCUCCUCCGUAGGGCCGCGGUCGGCGAAGCCUUGUCGUGGAGCGAGUCCCUCGACCAUCUCCUGGAGAGUAAAGCAGGUCGCCUGGUAUUUGAGGACUUCCUGAGGAGCGAGUACAGUGAGGAGAACCUGCUCUUCUGGCUGGCCUGCGAGGACUACAAGAGGAGCCCCAGCCCCCACAAAAUGGCCGCCAUGGCACAGAGGAUCUUCGCUGAGUUUGUGCAGGUCGAUGCGCCCAGACAGAUAAAUAUCGACUACCUGACCAGAAAAAGCAUACGGGAGAAUAUCUCUGAGCCGGGAUUGCACUCCUUCGACAGAGCGCAGAAGCUCAUAUACGCACUGAUGGAAAAUGACUGUUAUCCUCGAUUCCUGAAAUCGGACAUCUAUCAGGCUUUCCUGGAACAUUCCAAGCAACAAUAAGUGAGAAAAAAAAGCAACACUGCAAGGUACGAAGGUCAGCUACAGCAGGGCUCUCUUGUCAGACAAAGUGAAAUUCAAAGAAUAUAUAUAUAUAUAUAUAUUUGGAAUUAUAAUUUUCAAUACCAUCCCCCUUCUGAAACAUCCAUCUCAGCUUCCCAUUCCCUGUUAUUUUAUCAAUUAAUGUGGAAAUAUUACCGCUAUUGCAUUAUAGCGUUUACUUUUUCAAUUCCGUGCAACAUUACUUUUCCCAGGGAAAGAUUUGACGGCGAUACUGCAUCCUCAGCCAGUAUGCUAUUGCGCAAGCACGCAGGCACGCUUGCGGCGCAUCUGCGUACUUGCGCAAUAGUGCCUUAACGAGCUCUCGUUCCGAACCGUACGAGACAGACAAUGGUAGCGUGAAGCUGUCUCUGCAUCUCAGACAUCUCGCUUCCGCAGGCAACUCUGUCCCCUUUUCUCCCUUUCAUUCCAAUCCUGAGCAACGCUAGUCUCCCUUCUCUGCCGAAUGCAUUUUUUAAAAAAAAGAAUAAGUAUCAGUUUUUAAAAUCCUUAAUUGUAAUGCAUGACUCCGAACCGUGUGAUGUGUCCAAUCUGCUGCAUUUUGGGGGAUAAAAUAAGAGUUCUUAAUAAGAACUCUUAUUUAUUUUUUAAAUAAGAGUUCUUAUUUUAUCCCAAAAAAUAUAAAAUAAUAAUGUAAUAAUAAUCAUAAUAAUAAUGAUAAUAAUAAUCACUAUGUUGGUCUCCCACCAUAUGCGCUGUCAUCAGCACAAAUGAUCUGUCCCUAAAGUUAAAAUCCCCCAUCCCCCCUGGCUUUCUUUUUUACAACUCGACCACUGUAUAUGACUCAUAUAUAUAUAUAUAUAUUAGAGCUGUCAAGCGAUUAAAAUAUUUAAUCGUGAUUAAUCGCAUUUAUGUCAUAGUUAACUCAUGAUUAAUCACAUUUAAUCGCAAAUUAUUUUUCUAUGCUAAAUACCCCUUGAUUUUUUUGUCCCAUAAUUCUUCUCAUUUUAAUUAUCUUAUCAACAUGGUGAAGUGCAUCGGCUUGCCUUGUGCAAAUGAUUUUUUAUUGAUAACAACAUUGGCAUAUACUGAUCAAAACAGGACGAUACAAAAAAAAGAGCCUAUAGUGCAAUUAAACGACUGCUUUGAACAAAUGUCAUUUGAACAUAGCAGUCAGGCUACUGCUUCUAUGUUUUGAGCCAAAGAAAGAAAAAAAAAAAACUUUUUUUUUUUUAAAUAAAACAAUGGCGUUAAUCGCGCGAUAAUAACGCGUUUAACUGACAGCUCUAAUAUAUAUAUAAAGACAUGUCUGUGUAAUAAAAAUAUAAAGUGAGAGAGGGAGAAAGGUUGUUGAGAUGAGGUUUUUUGAGGACGCAUAUCAGAGUGCUUUCAUUCAUGUACCAUUUUGAAUGUUUCUUUUUUAUAAUUGCACAGACCGAUAACUGCUUUGAAGACCACACUUUCUAUGUUGAAUAAACCAUGCAGAGAAUGCAGGGAUGUACCUGCCUGGUGUGGCACAUAUAAGCUCAAUGUGUAAAGAAUUUUCAAAAGAUUCUCUAUUCUUGGAGAUGUCAUGACCCCUGAUGUGUUUAGAAAACAAUACAAAUACAGAAAUGUGCCUUUGAAAGAAAUCGGAUGUAUGUUUGAUGUAUGUAUGAAUGUUAGGUAUGUAUGUCUGAUCAGGUGUAUGUAUUUGUACAGGAUGUACGUCUUGUAUGUAUGAGAAUGGUGGUGGGGAUAUUUACAAUGAAUAAAUACAUUUAAAGUCAAUAAUUUGUUAAUAAUUUCAAAUAAAUGCAUCUAUAAAUGUCCAUUUUAAAUUGGUUGCACUUUUCUGUAGUGCAGUCUUCACAGCAAACUGGCAUCGCAACAACUCAAGAAGCACUAACUAACCAAUGUUUCACAAUGGCUCCAUAAUAACU